Micromonas commoda is the source of this 531-nucleotide messenger RNA. RefSeq names its product glutathione peroxidase (gene GPX4). Bases 1 to 531 code for a protein of 176 amino acids. NCBI's taxonomy places the organism in Eukaryota, Viridiplantae, Chlorophyta, Mamiellophyceae, Mamiellales, Mamiellaceae. The transcript is spliced from 2 exons. The record is from RefSeq and is a predicted model, not a curated record. Gene Ontology annotation, molecular function: glutathione peroxidase activity. Gene Ontology annotation, biological process: response to oxidative stress.
AUGGUGAUGGGGAUCUUCCACGCGCUCUUCGGGAGCUCGCCGAAGACAUCCGUCGCUUCAUUCUUCGACUUCAAGGAUGUCAAGGACAUCGACGGCCACCCGCAUGACUUCACGCAGUAUCGCGGCAAGGUUGUCAUCGUCUCUAACACCAGGUGCCACUAUGACGAGUUCGCCGAGCUGAAAAGGCGGUUCGGCGAUGCGUUAGUGGUCAUGGGGUUCCCGUGCAAUCAGUUCGGCAUGCAAGAGCCGGGUUCGAACGAUAGUAUCAGGGAUUGGUGCGCGAGGCGGGGAUUCAUCCCAAACGUGGGUGUUCUCAUGGAAAAAUGUAAGGUGAACGGUUCGGGAUCGUCGCCGGUGUUUGACUUUCUGAAAGUGCAGUCGGGCACGGGCGGGGUGAUGUGGAACUUUUGCAAGUACCUGGUGGCGCCCGACGGGGUGACGGUGCACAAGUUCGGGCCGGAGAAGGACCCGAGGCACCUCAUACCGAAGAUUGAGGAGCUCAUCGCGCAGGCGCGGAGGGCCGAAGAGUAA